Molecule: messenger RNA, 3585 nt
Organism: Budorcas taxicolor (takin)
Lineage: Eukaryota; Metazoa; Chordata; Mammalia; Artiodactyla; Bovidae
Gene: CGN
Product: cingulin
Exons: 20
Coding region: 1-3585 (1194 amino acids)
Cellular component (GO): myosin complex
Source: RefSeq, a predicted model, not a curated record
AUGGAGCAGGCGUCCACCAUGGCCGAGCCCCGGGGCCCUGUUGACCAUGGAGUCCAGAUUCGCUUCAUCACAGAGCCAGUGGGUGAGGCAGAGAUAGGCACCCUACGUCGUGGUGGGCGACGGCCAGCUAAGGAUGCAAGAGCCAGUACUUACGGGGUUGCUGUGCGCGUGCAGGGCAUCGCUGGGCAGCCCUUUGUAGUGCUUAACAGUGGAGAGAAAGGCAGUGACUCCUUUGGGGUCCAGAUCAAGGGGGCCAACAACCGAGGGGCGCCAGGAGCUCUGAGCUCUGACUCAGAACUUGCUGAGAGCCCCUACUCUCAGGCCAGGGAGUUGCCUGGCCCCUCGCAGGGCAGCACCUCAGAUGAGGAGCCCGGGGCCCACUGGAAUGGAAGGCUACUCCGCUCCCAGUCCCAGGCCUCCCUGGCAGGCCCUUCGCUGAUGGAUCUGGACAAUAGGAGCACCAGCCUGCUGGAGCUGGCCCCACAGGGGACUUCCCCGGGCAACACCAUUGACACUGCCCCCCUGUCUUCGGUGGACUCACUCAUCAACAAGUUUGACAGUCACCAUGGGGGCCAGACCCGGGGCCGGACUGGCCGCCGCACGCGGAUGCUGCCCCCUGAACAGCGUAAGCGGAGCCAGAGCCUGGACAACCGGCUGCCACGGGCCACCCUCCAGGAACGGGAGCGCCAGUCCCCCGAUCACUGGAUCCCUGGUGCAAAGCAUGACCAGCGCACGGGCAGCUCGAAACCGUCAGCCCAGAGCUCUCUAGGCGGCUUUAGCCGUGCCCGUCAGACCCAGGACUGGGUCCUUCAGAGUUUUGAGGAGCCACGGGGGAGGCUACAGGACCCUGCAGUGUUACAGUUCAAGUCAACUCCAGACCUUCUCCGAGACCAGCAGGAGGCCGCCCCACCAGGCAGUAUGGAUCACGUGGAGGCCACCAUCUAUGGCAUCCUGAGAGAGGGAAGCUCAGAAAGUGAAACCUCUGUGAGGAGAAAGGUCAGUUUGGUGCUGGAGCAGAUGCAGCCUCUGGUGAUGGCUUCUCCUGGUUCUGCUAAGGCAGCGCAGGCUGAACUCACCCAAAAAGUGGAGGAGCUACAGAAAAAGCUGGAUGAAGAGGUGAAGAAACGGCAGAAGCUAGAGCCGUCCCAGGUGGGGCUGGAACGGCAGCUGGAGGAGAAGGCAGAAGAGUGCAGCCGAUUGCAGGAGCUGCUGGAGAGGAGGAAGGGGGAGGCCCAGCAGAGCACCAAGGAGCUCCAGAACAUGAAGCUUCUCCUGGACCAGGGUGAAAGGGUACGGCAUGGGCUGGAGACCCAGGUGAUAGAGCUGCAGGACAAGCUGAAACAGGCCCAGGGUCCUGAAGCUGCUAAGGAGGUGCUAAUGAAGGACCUGGUAGAGACCCGGGAGCUUCUGGAAGAGGUCUUGGAGGGCAAACAGCGGGUGGAGGAGCAGCUGAGGCUGCGGGAGCGGGAGCUGACGGCCCUGAAGGGGGCCCUGAAGGAGGAGGUGGCUUCCCGGGACCAGGAGGUGGAGCACGUGAGGCAGCAGUGCCAGCGGGACACCGAGCAGCUUCGCCGGAGCGUGCAGGACGCAACCCAGGACCACGCAGCGUUAGAAGCCGAGAAGCAGAAGAUGUCAGCCCUGGUGCGGGGGCUGCAGAAGGAGCUGGAAGAGACCUCAGAGGAGACAGGGCAUUGGCAGAACAUGUUUCAGAAGAACAAGGAGGAGCUUAGAGCCACCAAGCAGCAACUCCUGCAGCUGCGUAUGGAGAAGGAGGAGCUGGAAGAGGAACUUGGGGAGAAGAUAGAGGCCUUGCAGAGGGAACUAGGGCAGGCCCGAACUGGUGCUGGAGAGACUCGCCAGGUGGAGGAGCUCAAGAAGGAGCUGCGCCGGACACAGGAGGAACUUAAGGAGCUGCAGGAAGAGCAGCAGAGCCAGGAGGUGGCAGGGCGACACCGGGAGCGGGAGUUGGAGAAGCAGCUGAGGGUCGAGGCUGAACGAAGCCGGGGGCUGGAAGAGCAGAACCUCCAGCUACAAAAGACCCUCCAGCAACUGAGACAAGACUGUGAAGAGGCUUCCAAGGCUAAGAUGGCAGCAGAGACAGAAGCGGCAGUGCUGGGGCAGCGUCGAACAGCAGUGGAGACGACGCUUCGGGAGACCCAGGAAGAAAAUGACGAAUUCCGCCGGCGCAUCCUGGGUCUGGAGCAGCAACUGAAGGAGGCACGAGGCUUGGCGGAGGGUGGGGAAGUGGCGGAGGCUCGGCUUCGGGACAAGGUGCAGCGGCUAGAGGCAGAGAAACAGCGGCUAGAGGAGGCCUUGAAUGCAGCUCAGGAAGAGGAGGGGAGCUUGGCAGCAGCCAAGCGGGCACUGGAGGCACGUCUAGAGGAGGCCCAGCGGGGGCUGACCCGCCUAGGGCAGGAGCAGCAGGCGCUGAACCGGGCGCUGGAGGAGGAGGGCAAGCAGCGGGAGGUGCUCAGGCGCAGCAAGGCCGAGCUGGAGGAGCAGAAACGCUUGCUGGACAGGACUGUGGACCGGCUGAACAAGGAGCUGGAACAAAUUGGGGAUGACUCAAAGCAAGCCCUGCAGCAGCUCCAGGCCCAGCUGGAGGAUUACAAGGAAAAGGCUCGGCGGGAGGUGGCAGAUGCCCAGCGCCAGGCCAAGGAGUGGGCCAGUGAAGCUGAGAAGACCUCUGGGGGGCUAAGCCGGCUUCAGGAUGAGACUCAGAGGCUGCGACAGGCCCUGCAGGCAUCCCAGGCUGAUCGGGACACAGCCCGGCUGGACAAAGAGCUACUGGCCCAGAGAUUGCAGGGGCUGGAACAAGAGGCAGAGAACAAAAAACGCUCUCAGGAUGACAAGAGUCGGCAACUCAAGAGCCUUGAGGAAAAAGUCUCACGGCUGGAGGCAGAGUUAGAUGAGGAGAAGACCACAGUGGAGCUGCUGACUGACCGGAUGAAUCGUGGCCGAGAUCAGGUGGACCAGCUGAGGACAGAGCUCAUGCAGGAGAGGUCAGCCCGGCAGGACCUGGAGUGUGACAAAAUCUCCUUGGAGAGACAGAACAAGGACUUGAAGAGCCGGUUGGCCAGCUCAGAAGGCUUCCAGAAGCCCAGCGCCAGCCUCUCGCAGCUUGAGUCCCAGAAUCGGGAGUUGCAGGAACGGCUGCAGGCAGAAGAGAGGGAGAAGACAGUUCUGCAGUCUACCAACCGAAAACUGGAACGGAGAGUUAAAGAGCUAACCAUCCAGAUUGAUGAUGAAAGGCAGCAUGUGAAUGACCAGAAAGACCAGCUAAGCCUGAGGGUGAAGGCUUUGAAGCGGCAGGUGGAUGAAGCCGAAGAGGAAAUUGAGCGACUGGACAGCCUGAGGAAGAAAGCCCAGCGUGAGCUGGAGGAACAGCAUGAGGUCAAUGAACAGCUUCAGGCCCGGAUCAAAGCCCUGGAGAAGGACUCUUGGCGCAAAGCUUCCCGCUCAGCUGCUGAGUCAACCCUCCAGCAUGAAGGACUGAGUUCAGAUGAGGAAUUUGACAGUGUCUAUGAUCCUUCCUCCAUCGCCUCACUGCUUACAGAGAGCAACCUGCAGACCAGCUCUUGUUAG